AUGAGGAAUGAUCUAGCUUUUGAAAGAGGUCGACGUGUCUGCCUCAUAGUUGGGAAGGGGUUGGCACAUCCAUGGAUGGUGUCUUCAAGGUUGGCGUCUUUCUUCUUGGCAAGAAAGAAAAAUACAUCACAAAGUUUAUUUGCUGCUGCUGUCGGGAUAAAACAGAAGAUAAAUGUGGAUAACAUGGUCUCGAAGUUCUUAGAAAAUGAGUUUGUGGUGAUGCUUUUCCAUUAUGAUGGUAUUGUUGAUGAAUGGAAGAAUUUUGGGUGGAGCAGUAAGGUGAUACAUGUAUCUGUUGAUAAUCAAACUAAAUGGUGGUUUGCAAAGCGAUUCUUACAUCCAGAUAUUGUGGCAGAGUACGAAUAUAUUUUCUUGUGGGAUGAAGACCUUGGUGUUGAAAACUUUCACCCACAAAGAUAUCUAUCCAUAGUGAAGGAUGAAGGGUUUGAGAUAUCACAACCAGCACUUGAUUCAAGAGUAUCUGAGGUGCAUCAUCUCAUAACAGCACGAUGGAGGAGUUCAAAGGUCCACACAAGGGCUUAUAAAUCCGACGGUAAGGGCGUUCAGUGUGAUGAUACCAGUUCAGGACCUCCUUGCACAGGGUGGAUAGAAGUGAUGGCUCCUGUAUUUUCUAGAGCUACAUGGCGUUGUGUGUGGCACAUGAUCCAGAAUGAUUUGAUCCAUGCUUGGGGACUGGAUAUAAGACUUGGUUAUUGCGCACAGGGAGAUCGAACUAAAAGAAUUGGAGUAGUCGAUGCUGAAUACGUUGUUCAUUAUGGUCUCCCAACUUUAGGGGAACCUCACAAGGAGCCAUCCGACAGCCAUGCAGUGAACCAAAGAAUUAAAGUGAGAAGGCAAUCGUACAAUGAGUACAAGGUGUUCAAAAGACGAUGGAAGAGAGCUGAAGAGGAGGACGAGUGCUGGACCGAUCAAUAUCCUGAUGACCUCCAACAACUCAACCACACGCCAACUUGGCCUAAUAUAUGA
Messenger RNA from Striga hermonthica, 987 nucleotides. Lineage: Eukaryota; Viridiplantae; Streptophyta; Magnoliopsida; Lamiales; Orobanchaceae. The record is from the annotation of a GenBank genome assembly.